AUGAAUGAAAAUGAGAGUGCAGAAUCAAGUCAAGGUCUUAAUGCCAAUGAAAAUGGUGAUAUUCCUAUAAAUGAUAGUGGUGGUAUGGACGAACCAAAUCUUCCAGUGAAUGAGGAAGAAAAUAUCAUUGUUGAAGAUGAUCAAAACAAAGAUUCAAGUGCAGAAUUUGACUUUCCAUUUGACGUUGAUGAUCCAGGAAAUUGGGAUAAGAUUAAACAAAAUGUCAGAGAUUUUUUAGUUGAAAGAGGUCCUAAAAGAGAGAAUGAUCUUACCUUUCCGGUUGAUGACUUGGGGAGACAUUUCAGUCCCACACAUUAUUUUCGUGUCUUUCCUAAUGGUGAAAAGAAGAACAUGAGGUGGUUGAUUUACUCAGUUUCGUUAGACAAGGUAUUUUGCUUUUGUUGUAAAUUGUUCAAGCAAGACCACAACAAGACUUUAUUGGGUCAAUUUGCUAAUGAAGGAUUGAAUGAUUGGAAAAAUAUGAGUGCAAGGCUUGCAAGCCAUGAAAGAAAUAGUCAACACAUCAGUUGCUUUACUAGUUGGAUUGAGCUGGAAACAAGAUUGAAAAAGAAUGCAACAAUUGAUCAAGCUGUGGAAGAACAAAUAAAGAAGGAGAGAGAACAUUGGAGACAGGUACUCUUGAGAAUCCUAACUGUUGUGAAAAGACUUUCGAAAAAUAAUUUGGCAUUUCGUGGGGAUAAUGAGAAAGUGUAUGAGGAGAACAAUGGGAUUUUCUUACAAGUGAUUGAGAUGAUUGCUGAAUUUGAUCCGGUGAUGCAAGAACAUGUUUGGCGUAUUUUAAAAAAAGAAACUCAUUACCACUACUUGAGUCACAAGAUCCAAAAUGAAAUGAUUCAGCUAUUAGCAAAUGAGGUAAAAACUUCCAUCAUUGCAACGAUCAAAGAAGCAAAGUACUUUUCAGUUAUUCUUGAUUGCACUCCAGAUGCAAGUCAUAAGGAACAAAUGUCUCUUGUUGUCCGUUAUGUUGAUAUUACAGCAAGUCCGAUUGUGGUAAGAGAAUUCUUUUUGGAAUUUUUAAAGGUGGAUGAUACAUCGGGGCUUGGACUAUUUAAUGAGCUUGUAAAUGCACUGAACACUCUUACACUUGAUAUUGGUGAUAUACGAGGACAGGGAUAUGACAAUGGCUCUAAUAUGAGAGGAAAACACAAGGGUGUGCAGAAGAGACUUCUUGAGGUAAAUCCUAGAGCAUUAUAUACGCCUUGUGGUUGUCAUAGUUUGAAUCUUGCAAUUUGUGAUAUGGCUAAUUGUACUCCUAAGGCUGAUUAUUUUUUUGGAGUGGUACAACGAAUAUAUUCAUUCUUCUCAUCUUCUACAAAGCUGUGGCAAGUUUUCAGGGAUCAUGUGGAAGGUCUCACUCUUAAACCAUUGUCUGAAACUCGAUGGGAAAGUCGUGUUGAAAGUGUAAAAGCAUUUAGAUACCAAGCUCCCCAAAUAAGAGAUGCGUUAGCUUACUUGGCAAAAAAUGGUGAUGAUUCCAAAACGAGGUCUGAUGCCGAAUGCAUGGCAACAUAUGAAAUGGAGAAUUUUGAAUUCUUGUUCGGCAUGGUUAUUUGGUAUGAUUUGUUGCUUGCUAUCAAUACUAACUAUAGAGAAACUGGAUUUGAUGAGGCCUUGACCAUAGCUAAAAAAAUUGCAAGUGAGAUGAAAAUUGAAGCCAUAUUCCGUGAAAAGAGAACGAUUAGAAAAAAGAAGCAUUUUGAUGAUAGCGACAAUGAAGAAGAGGUGACACAAUCAACUUUAGAAUCAUUUAAGGUUGGUUACUUUUAUUAUAUAAUUGAUCAAGCUCUUUCUUCACUUCAAAGUAGGUUUGAACAAUUUAAGAAAUAUGAAGAAGACUUUGGAUUUUUAUUUAAGUUGGAGAAGUUGAAGUCUACAGAUAAUAAAAGUUUGAUGAACUAUUGUAUGAAUCUUGAAGAUUUAUUGAAGGAUGGUGAUGUUUUUGACAUUAAUGGAAGUGACCUAUUUUCUGAGUUGAGGUACUUGAAAGGAGCAAUACCAAAAGAAACAAAAAGGGCAGUUGGAGUAUUGAACUACUUGAAGCAAAUGGAUGGUUGUUACCCAAAUGCUUGGAUUGCUUACAGAAUUUUGUUAACCAUACCGGUUACUGUUGCCUCUGCUGAGAGAAGCUUUUCAAAAUUGAAGUUGAUCAAAUCUUAUCUUCGAUCAACUAUGUCAUAG
Molecule: messenger RNA, 2199 nt
Organism: Rosa chinensis
Lineage: Eukaryota; Viridiplantae; Streptophyta; Magnoliopsida; Rosales; Rosaceae
Product: zinc finger MYM-type protein 1-like
Exons: 2
Coding region: 1-2199 (732 amino acids)
Molecular function (GO): protein dimerization activity
Source: RefSeq, a predicted model, not a curated record